Messenger RNA from Pelodiscus sinensis (Chinese soft-shelled turtle), 755 nucleotides. The record is from RefSeq and is a predicted model, not a curated record. NCBI's taxonomy places the organism in Eukaryota, Metazoa, Chordata, Testudines, Trionychidae.
CUGUUCAGCCAUUAAAUGCCCCUUUCUCCCUCCCUCCCAGCCUACCUGCUGAGCUGCAGCUUCCCAUCCCGACCUGCCUACGGCGACGUCUCGGUCACCAGCCUGCACCCCGGGGGCAGCGCCCGCUUCUACUGCACCACGGGCUACCAGCUGCAGGGCCCGCCUGCGCUCACCUGCCUCAACGCCACCCGGCCCUUCUGGAGCAGCCGGGAGCCCAUCUGCGUGGCGGCCUGCGGGGGCGUGAUCAGAAACGCCACCAUCGGGCGCAUCGUCUCGCCGGGCUUCCCAGGCAACUACAGCAACAAUCUGACUUGCCACUGGCUGCUGGAGGCCCCCGAGGGCCAGCGCCUGCACCUGCACUUUGAGAAGGUCUCCCUGGCUGAAGACGAUGACAGGCUCAUCAUCCGGAACGGGAACAACGUAGAUGCGCCGCCGGUGUACGACUCGUACGAGGUGGAGUACCUGCCCAUCGAGGGCCUGCUCAGUGCCGCCCGCCACUUCUUCCUCGAGCUCACCACCGACAGCAGUGGCGCCUCCACUGGCGUGGCGCUCCGCUACGAAGGUGAGGCCUGGGCCCUGUCUCCCCGGGAAAUAGAACAGGUUCCAAGGCACCGCCGAGUGGGUCACGUUGGGCCCAAUUGCUCAGAAACCGGCAGCCCGAGGCUGGGGUCCCCCUCUGGACGGCACCAACCAGCCCCACGGAGCAUGUCUGUUUGCCACCCUGGCCAGCAGAGUCACACUAGGAACCCCCUCAG